AGGAAGAAAGAAAGAUGAGUUCUUCAAUGCAGAAGGAGAAAGAUGAAAUGAAAGCUGGUGGCAUUGGUAGUAAAGAUUGGAAAUCUAUAGUUCUAAUUUUGAGAUAUGCUGAUUGGGUUGAUGUCUUGCUUAUGUUUUUGGGUACUUUGGGAGCAAUUGGAGAUGGGAUGUCCACCAACUGCUUAUUAGUUUUUGCUAGCAAUCUUAUGAACAGCUUAGGGUAUGGUAAGACCCCAGUGAACCAUGAAAAUUUCAUGGAUGAUGUUAAAAAGUGCAGUUUGUACUUUGUAUACUUGGGUUUAGCAGUACUGGUUGUGGCUUUUAUGGAAGGUUAUUGCUGGAGCAGAACCAGUGAAAGGCAGGUGUUAAGGAUUAGAUACAAGUAUUUAGAAGCUGUUCUUAGACAAGAAGUUGGGUUUUUUGAUUCACAAGAAGCAACCACUUCAGAGAUUAUAAACAGUAUAUCCAAUGAUUCUUCACUCAUACAGGAGGUUCUCAGUGAGAAGGUGCCCAUAUUUAUGAUGCAUGCAUCUGUAUUCAUCUCAGGACUUGCAUUCUCAACUUACUUUUCAUGGAGACUCUCUUUGGUAGCCUUUCCCCUAAUUAUUUUACUUAUAAUUCCUGGGAUGGUUUAUGGAAAGUACCUUCUCUACUUGUCCAAGAAGACCCAUAAGGAAUACACCAAAGCAAAUACUAUGGUGGAACAGGCCCUAAGCUCUAUUAAGACCAUCUAUUCAUUCACUGCUGAGAAGAGAAUUCUAGAGAGGUAUUCAGCCAUACUUGAUAGAACAGUGAAAUUGGGGAUCAAGCAAGGAAUUGCCAAAGGAAUUGCAGUGGGGAGCACUGGUCUUUCGUUUGCUAUAUGGGCUUUCCUUGCUUGGUAUGGAAGCCAAUUGGUGAUGUAUAAAGGAGAGAGUGGAGGAAGGAUUUAUGCUGCUGGGAUUUCCUUCAUCAUGGGUGGAUUGGCUCUUGGGAUGGCACUUCCUGAUCUAAAAUACUUCACUGAAGCUUCAAUGGCUGCCAACAGAAUCUUUGAAAGAAUUGAUCGGAUUCCGGCCAUCGACAGCGAAGAUCAUACAAAAGGUCUAGUUCUAGACCAAGUGCAUGGUGAACUUGAAUUUGAGAAUGUCAAAUUCACCUACCCUUCUAGACCAGACUCCAUUGUUUUAGAGAAUUUCAAUCUCAAGGUUCAAGCAGGAGAGACAGUUGCCCUAGUAGGUGCAAGUGGAAGUGGGAAAUCAACUGCCAUAGCUCUUGUGCAACGCUUCUAUGAUGCUGACAGUGGAGUUGUGAAGAUUGAUGGUUUAGAUAUAAAAACACUGCAACUCAAAUGGCUAAGAGGGAAAAUGGGUCUUGUGAGCCAAGAACAUGCCCUCUUUGGGACAUCCAUUAAGGAGAACAUUCUGUUUGGAAAACCAAAUGCAACAAUGGAUGAGAUUAUUGCUGCAACAAUGGCUGCAAAUGCUCAUAACUUCAUAAGACAAUUACCUGAAGGCUAUGAAACGAAGAUUGGUGAAAGAGGAGCUUUUCUUUCGGGUGGACAAAAGCAAAGGAUUGCCAUAGCUAGGGCCAUCAUCAAGAAUCCUUCAAUUCUCCUCUUGGAUGAAGCCACCAGUGCCCUUGAUUCAGAAUCUGAAACGAUCGUUCAGAAUGCGUUAGAUCAAGCCUCCAUGGGGAGAACCACCUUGGUGGUUGCGCAUAAGCUCUCUACAGUAAGGAAUGCAGACCAGAUAGCAGUGGUGAGUGGUGGUUGUAUCAUAGAAAUGGGAUCUCACAACGACCUCAUCAACAGAAAAAACGGUCACUAUGCCAAACUAGCAAAAUUACAGAGGCAAUUCAGCAGCGAAGAUCAAUCUUCCGAAUCCCGUAUGCCUUCUUCUGUGACCAGAAGCAGCACUGGCCGCUUAAGCUAUCGAUCAAGCCCAGCCUCGUUUGCUUCCCCAAUGGCCGCACUUGAGAACGAAAACCAGAUCAAAUCUGUCUAUUCUCCUUCUCCUCCAUCAUUCUCUCGACUUCUUCUCCUCAAUUCCCCCGAAUGGAAGAAGGGUGUCAUGGGUAGCCUCUCCGCAAUCGUUUUUGGGUCAGUCCAACCUGUCUAUGCUUUAACCAUCGGCGGCAUGAUCUCGGCUUUCUUCCUCCAGAACCACGAUCAGAUGCGGGCUCACAUCCGCACCUACGCUCUAAUCUUCUCCUCCCUCUCCGUCAUCUCCAUCAUCGUUAAUCUCACCCAACAUUAUAAUUUCGCUUACAUGGGUGAACACCUAACCAAGAGAAUCCGAUUGAGAAUGCUCGAGAAGAUCUUGACAUUCGAAGCGGGAUGGUUCGACGAAGAGGAGAACUCGAGUGGAGCUCUGUGCUCCAGGCUGAGCAACGAAGCAUCCAUGGUGAAGUCCCUGGUGGUAGACAGGUUAUCUCUUCUGGUUCAGACCACAUCGGCAGUCACGGUUGCAAUGGUGAUGGGCUUAAUUGUGGCUUGGAAGCUUGCAUUGGUUAUGAUUGCUGUUCAACCAUUGACGAUCCUCUGUUUUUAUACGAGAAAAGUUCUGUUAUCGAGUAUAACUUUGAAUUUCAUUAAGGCACAGAACCAGAGUACCCAGAUUGCAGUGGAAGCAGUUUACAAUCACAGGAUUGUGACUUCUUUUGGGAGUGUGGGGAAAGUGCUUCAAUUGUUCGAGGAAGCUCAGGAAGAGCCAAGGAAAGAAGGGAGGAAGAAGGCUUGGUUUGCAGGAAUAGGGAUGGGUUCUGCACAGUGCUUGACAUUCAUGUCGUGGGGACUGGACUUCUGGUUUGGGGGUAAACUUGUUGAGGCAGGGCAGAUAUCUUCAGGGGAUGUGUUCAAGACAUUUUUCAUAUUGGUGAGCACAGGCAAGGUCAUUGCUGAGGCUGGAAGCAUGACUUCCGACCUCGCCAAGGGGGCGACUGCUGUCGCUUCCGUCUUUGAGGUUCUUGACAGGAAAUCCCUCAUUCUAGGCUCUUAUCAUGCGGAUGAUCAUGGUAACACAAACGGAGGUAGGAAAUUGGAGCGGAUAAGCGGUGGGAUAGAAUUGAAGAAAGUUGAUUUCGCAUACCCAAGUCGACCCGACUGCCUAGUGUUGAGACAAAUGUGCUUGGAGGUGAAGCCAGGGAUGAGUGUUGGGGUGGUCGGAAAAAGCGGGUGUGGGAAAUCGACGGUGAUCGGACUGGUGCAAAGGUUCUAUGAUGUUGAGAGUGGGGUAGUGAAGGUGGAUGGAGUUGACAUAAGAGAGUUGGACAUCGGAUGGUACAGGAGCCACACAGCACUUGUCAGCCAAGAACCUGUCAUCUAUUCAGGAAGUAUCAGGGACAACAUUGUUUUUGGAAAGCUAGAAGCAUCGGAGAACGAAGUGGUGGAGGCUGCCAAAGCUGCCAAUGCACAUGACUUCAUCUCAUCACUAAAAGAUGGAUAUGAAACGGAAUGUGGGGAGCGUGGAGUACAACUAUCAGGAGGACAGAAACAGAGGAUCGCAAUAGCGAGGGCAAUCAUACGAAACCCAACCAUAUUACUACUAGACGAGGCCACAAGUGCUCUCGAUGUGCAGUCAGAGCAAGUUGUCCAGGAAGCUUUGGACAGAAUCAUGGUAGGGAGAACAACCAUCAUUGUCGCACAUCGACUUAACACCAUCAAGAAGAUGGACUCGAUCGCAUUUGUAGCAGAUGGGAAAGUGGUGGAACGAGGAACCUAUGCGCAACUUAAGAGCAAGCAAGGAGCCUUCUUCAAUCUUGUCACUCUUCAACACACUUAACCAUUGUAGUACUACUUGCAAAAAACAUACUUCCAAGCCAAGUUGGUCCAUGUAUGUUGUAUAUAUACUGGUCUAUACUCAAUAAAAAUGAUAGCAUUAAACCCACAAGGACAUAACCAACCAAAACAGAAAUUAAGAUAUGAAGCAUUAUUAGGACCAAGAGAAAUAUGAAGUCAAAUAUUUAAGUAACACUAUUAACUCAUCAUAGUAUGGGUAAUCCAAGACUCAGAAAAUCUUUGAAGCCCUUUCCAUAUU
Telopea speciosissima is the source of this 4016-nucleotide messenger RNA. RefSeq names its product putative ABC transporter B family member 8. The record is from RefSeq and is a predicted model, not a curated record. The transcript is spliced from 9 exons. Lineage: Eukaryota; Viridiplantae; Streptophyta; Magnoliopsida; Proteales; Proteaceae. Gene Ontology annotation, molecular function: ABC-type transporter activity; ATP hydrolysis activity; ATP binding. Gene Ontology annotation, cellular component: membrane. Gene Ontology annotation, biological process: transmembrane transport. The coding region runs from base 15 to 3761 and encodes 1248 amino acids.